AUUUUUUUUCGUCUUUUUUAUUAACAUCUUUUUAUAAAUAAAAAAGAAAAAAAAAACCCGUCUUGUUGGUUUGAAUGAGUAACCCAUAUUAUCGUCCUCCCCACUUUUACAGUCAAGGGUCUAUUCCUGCUUACACAGGUCAAAAUUUUGUACCUCAGCCUUCUGGUAGUAAAGCAAUUCCCAUUGUGGAUCCACAUACCAGUAAAGUUAUCAACCUUAAUAAAGAGAACAACAAGGAAAAUAAUACUGGUGAUGACAGUAGCAACAGCUACCACGCUAACAGUGAAGAAAAGCCUUUCAAGAUCCUCACAUCUCGACCUGUCAAGAUCGUCGAUCCUAAUGCUAAGAACGAAGACCUAAAUGAUAAGGAAGAAAAGAAGGACAACGUUGUUGCAGUAGAAAAUAAAAGCGUUGCAGAAAACGACGAGAAUAAGGAAAAUGAGGAAAAGGUUAUAUCAAAGGAAGAACAACCCAAGGAAGAACCUAAGGUUGAAGCCAAUGAAGAGCAACCUAAAACAGAGCCUAAUACGGAGCAUAAGGAUGAACGAAAAGAACUUGCCACAGAGGAAGGCGAAGAUGACGUAAAGGAAGAGGCAAAACACGAACAAACUACUGCGGAUAAGAAAGAGGGGGAUACUCAAAAGAAGGAGGAAGAUGAAAGUAAGGAUGAGAAAAAAGAGAGUGAACCUUUAACAGCGAAGUCAGAGGAAGAAACAUCCAUGAUGGCCAAGGGACUACCUCUCGGCCGUCUCGAUCUCAGUGCCAUCCCAGCUCAUGUCUACAGUGAAUCGCCUGUGACCACACCCACCAGCUUAAGCCCACCUCGCGUGAAAAAACCUCCUAUGCCAGUGAUUGACGAUUUUAGUACUAUCAAUUACCCUCCUGACUUUUUGGCUCCCAAGGGCCGUGAUCCUGAGACGGGUCGUAUAGCUUAUGAUCGUAACUUCAUGAUGCAAUUUGAAAAAUUAUGUUACGAAGUCAAUGAUGAUCCCGCUGUUCUCUUCAAGGAUAUCCUUGAAGCGAAAGCCAGAGAUAACGCUACUGGUGGUCCCGGUGGUGGCGGCCGUGGCGGACGAGGAGGCGGAGGUUCUUCCCGUCGUCAAGCUUCCGAACGUGGAGGUCGUGGUGCUCGUACCCCCGACAGUAUGUCACGUAGCAAUUCUCGUGAUAGUCGUGGUGGUGAAAUGGGUAAGUUUGCCGGUGGACGUCCUAUUUCCCAUCGUCAAGGUAGCUCUGGACCCAACUCUCCUUCUAUGGAACGUCAAGGUUCUCAUGGUGGAAGAGGCCGUGGUGGUCGUGGUGGUAAGAGUCGUCAUGGUUCUCGUGACCCCAAUAAUGGUGGUCCCACCAUACCUUUGGAUCAAGUGGUUCCGUUAGAAAAGAGCGAGAAUCGUUGGGUACCUACAGUAGUAGCCACUUCUGGCACUGCCGCUACUGCCUCUGAAAACCUUCAAAAAGAAGCUGAGGAUAUGAUUCCUCAAGAGGUCAUUGUUCGUAAGGUGAAGGCUUUGUUAAACAAGUUGACUCUUGAAAAAUUCGACUCUAUUUCUGAUCAAAUUUGGGAAUUCGCCAAGCAAUCUGAAAAAGAAGAAGACGGUAAAUCCUUGCGUUGCGUUAUUGAGCUGGUUUUCCAUAAGGCGUGUGAUGAACCCAACUUUGCCCGUAUGUGGGCUGCUUUGUGUAAGAAGAUGUUUGAUACCAUUCAGAGUAAUACCGAGAUCAAGGAUGUCAAUAUCCUGAAUAACAAAGGUGAAGUGGUCACCGGUGGUCCUCUCUACCGUAAAUAUCUUCUGAAUCGUUGCCAAGCAGAGUUCGAAAAGGGUUGGAAGAGUGAUUUGCCCAAGUUUGAUGAAAGCAAUCCUGAUCUCAUGAUGACCGAUGAAUAUUAUGCUGCGGUUAAGGCUAAGCGUCAAGGUUUAGGUCUUGUUCAAUUUAUUGGUGAGCUCUUCAAGCUUGGUAUGUUAUCUGAUCGCGUCAUGAUUGAAUGCUUAAGAAGAUUAUGCGCCAACCCUCAAGCUCCUGAAGAUGAGGAAACCGAAACCAUGUGCAAGUUGUUGACCACCAUUGGUAGAGUGUUUGAUACCAGUAGCCGUAAGAACAAGGAAUGGCUAGAUGCCUACUUUGGUCGUAUGCAAGAGAUGUACGAGUCUUCGACAUUGAGUUCAAGAGUCAAGUUUAUGAUCUUGGAUGUGUUUGAUUUGCGUAAGAAUAAAUGGAUGCCGAAGAAUGGUGCAGUUGCUCCUACCACAAUCGCUCAAAUUCACGAGCAAGCUAAGAAGGCCAAGGAAGUGAAAGAAAAGGAAAUGAUGAAGCGUUCUAGCAGCUCUCGUGGCGGCGCUGGCGGAGGUGGACAGCCUAUGUCUCGACAAGGUUCUCGUGCUGGUGAUCGUGGUAUGCCCGGCAGUCGAGACAUUUCUAGACAGAAUUCUGCUCGUGGUAGCCCAACCUUGGGUAUGAAGUCCAGAUCCAACGCAAGUAACAGUGUUCUUGGUCCUGCCACUAGUCCUUUCUCUAGCUUGUCUCGUAGUGCCUCCAAGAACAAUCUUGACAAGAAACCCCCUACCGCUCCCGAGCCUGCUCCUACUGCUAUGUCCAAUAUGUUCAGUGCUUUAGGUGGCGAUGAUGAGGAGGAAGAUGAGCAUGAAAAAGCUGAAGACAGCAAGGAAGCUGAAGUUAAGGAAGAUAAUAACAAGGCCGAAUCUGCUGUUGCCGCUGUAGAAAAAGAGGAAGAUAAGCCUAAGGAAAGCGAUGAAGUGAUAGAACGUAGAUCAAAGAAUACAAUCGAUGAAUACUUUAGCAUUCGUGAUAAAACGGAAUUAUGUGAAUGUGUCAAGGAGUUGGAUCAUCCUCAUUAUCGCGUUAUUUUUGCCAGAAAAUUGUUAGAUGUGGUGGAGAAGAAGACAUCUGAUGUAGAAAUUGUUUGCGACAUGAUUGAAUUGUUGAUGAAAGAAAAGGCUUUGUUGACAAGGGAACAGUUCGUAGAAGCCUUUAAACAAUUCUGGGAUGUUUACGAAGAUUUGGUUAUCGAUGUCCCUCAAGCUCCCAAGCAUGUCGAUAUGAUUCUUGCCAUUACUGGCAUCGAAAGAUCAGAAGUUGAGACUAGUCAGUAAAAAAAGAAGGAAAAGAAAAAUUGAAUGUACUCUCUGUCUUUCUUUCUCUUGUAUAUAUAUAUAUAUAACAUUUUAUAAUAACCUUCCCAUUUUUUUUUUUUUUGCUUUCAUUAAAUACAAUUACUUUUCAAAUUAACGUUGUUUUCUU
Messenger RNA from Mycotypha africana, 3258 nucleotides. RefSeq names its product armadillo-type protein. The coding region runs from base 75 to 3110 and encodes 1011 amino acids. NCBI's taxonomy places the organism in Eukaryota, Fungi, Mucoromycota, Mucoromycetes, Mucorales, Mycotyphaceae. Gene Ontology annotation, cellular component: eukaryotic translation initiation factor 4F complex. Gene Ontology annotation, molecular function: translation initiation factor activity; protein binding; mRNA binding. The record is from RefSeq and is a predicted model, not a curated record. The transcript is spliced from 4 exons.